Molecule: messenger RNA, 2319 nt
Organism: Trypanosoma rangeli
Lineage: Eukaryota; Euglenozoa; Kinetoplastea; Trypanosomatida; Trypanosomatidae
Product: mannosyl-oligosaccharide glucosidase
Exons: 1
Biological process (GO): oligosaccharide metabolic process; protein N-linked glycosylation
Cellular component (GO): endoplasmic reticulum membrane
Molecular function (GO): Glc3Man9GlcNAc2 oligosaccharide glucosidase activity
Source: RefSeq, a predicted model, not a curated record
AUGCGGGAUCGACGCCCUCUGUUAGCGGGCAAUGCCGCAAACCAAAAGACUGCUCUCGCCAAUACUCUAAAAAAGGAUACGCGCCGUCGGGUGGACGAGGAGUCUUCCCAGGUCGGGACGAUUAAGGCAACACUGUCCUGUAUUCUCUUCUUUCUUGUCCUGCUCGGGCUUCCCAUGGGGAUCAUCUACUACUUCACGCCGUUCUUUGUCGUGGAGAACUUGGGGUGCAGGGUGGUGGAUAAGCUUUGGGGCGAUGACACGGUGCGAGCAUUGGAGGCGGGGUACCGCCGCCACAAGGCUUCCCCGCCCCGCUUUCCGUCGCUCGAGUACAAUAAAACCAUGCUGUGGGGCACCUACGAGCCUGGUCUUUUGUUCGCCAUGAAGACACGCACCCCAAAGCCGGUGUACGUUGGCAUUGCAUGGUAUGACGUGGCAGGCUUGCACCCCGUCCGGCACAGGCUGGUGGAUGUGCUGUCGCUAGAGCGACGUCAGGGCAGCAAUGGAGGUGCGAUUUCUGACGAGAAAGCGGAUAAAUUUGAGGCAGCGUGGGCACUCCAUGAUGGGGUUCAUUAUGGGCGCCUCUUUGUACAGGAUGGCCCAGCCAAGAUGCAAAUUGAGUUUCUUAAGAGUCCUUCAGGUGACUCCUGGCACGUUCGCACGCAUGGUCACAUGGAUGGGGCGGAGCCCGUUGAGUUCGUCGUGUAUGUCGUAAACGGCGGCGGAGCCCUCGAGCUGGAGCCAACGUCAGCAGACGGGUCAUGGGAUGCGAAGAUAAAAAGCGAGUUUGAAGACGCCGAAGGGCGUCGGGAAGGCUUCUCGUUGCAUAUUCACGAUGACCACAACCCUGUCUUUGCGGCCACCCCUUGGAAGGUGGACGGAUGGGCGUCCACUGAGGAUGAAUUUCUCCGCGACGUCAACUUCCGCAGCCCGCUGUUGAGUGCACAGCCUCACAAAAUGGGUCCUUCCGGGGUUGGACCGCAUAACGUGAUGGUGUUUCGUAAGCGGUACGCGUCCGACUUCCGGGUGGAACUGUCCAUGCGGCAUGCGAUGCAUCUUGGGGCGGACGGCCAGGAUGAGGCUGAGCACCGCCUAUUCAAGGCAGCCUACGAGGCCUUGACAACCUGCCAGCUGACCAACGUUUUCCGCACCCGGGAGAAGGAGGCGCUGUCACAGAUGCGUAAAAUGUUCACACCGUGGAGAACUGGGUCUCAUUUGAAUCUAAAACUUUACAUCAACAGGGCGCGUCGCUUACUCAGCGGUGCGCUAGGUGCCUGGGGGUUUUGGCACGGACGAUACCUCUACGUAGAUCCAAGCGUUACGGCCUUAUUGGAUGCGCAGGGAAAGGCAACGAAAGUGCAAUCCGAUGAACAACUACGGGUAGCGUUGUCUGACGUCUCCGCUUUUGGUGCGGUGACCUCACGCGUGGGGAGUGCGUACGGUGACAUGACCAUGACAGGGUACCACCUCCUUUUUCUUAUACACUGGAACAGGGAGUGGACGAAGGAGGCCAUCGCCUCGUGGCUCGUCGGCGCUCAAGACGCCAGCAGCGGCUUUAUUCCACAUCUGGCGACGUUUACAGCCGCAUCGCGUGCAUUUGCUCCACCAUCGGCACGCUACCAACACCUGAGUUUUGCCGCACCCCCCACUAUCCUCCUUGCCAUCCCUCAAUUACUGCGCAGUUGCGAGGGUGCCGCGUCAGAGAAGAAGUUCUUCGAGCUGAUACUGCCAUCACUGCGUCGUUGGCGGUCGUGGUUUCACAAGACGCAGAGCUCGGAGGAAAGUGCAAUGAGCCUAGAGGCACUCGUGGCUGCAGAGGCAGAAAAGGUGUCUGUAAACAAAACACCGCCAGGGUAUCGAUGGCGCUCACGUGAUAACUACCGCAUCCCCUCCAGUGGCAUGCCGGACUACCCCAGACAUGCUUGCCCUGGUCAGCACGGACUUGGGGCACAUGUUGAUCUCUUUUCAUGGGUUGCCUUACUGAGCUCAAUUAUUAGUGAUAUCGAGUUGUAUUUGGGACUCCCUGAGACGGUUCCCAAGCGGUUGUGGCUGGGCUGGUUGGACGCGGUGCACUGGGACGCGAGACACCAGCGCUACGCCGAUCGUGCUGGCUGCUCUGCUGACUCCUUUUCGCCGUAUGUGGGGUAUGCCAACCUCUACCCCCUGCUUCUCGGGAUCCUCGACAACAAGGAGCGUGCACUGAAGGUUAUUGAGCUUGCCAAGGCGGAGCUGAUGACUCAGUACGGCAUGAUGUCAGUUUCGUACGCCUCGGUGCGUGCGGCACGCCAUGCAGGGCUGCGCCACGACAACCGUUGGAUGGGC